Molecule: messenger RNA, 2670 nt
Organism: Aphanomyces invadans
Lineage: Eukaryota; Oomycota; Saprolegniomycetes; Saprolegniales; Verrucalvaceae
Exons: 2
Coding region: 27-2609 (860 amino acids)
Source: RefSeq, a predicted model, not a curated record
GCGAUCCUUUGGACUUAUCGAUCCACAUGCAGAGAUCCAGCGGCAGCACGUCCAAGCCACCGUCAAGCGCAUAUGCCGUGGACCUGCGCCGGGCGAGCAAGUUGGCCCGCAUUUCGUACGACGAGCUCCUGGCUGGUAUCCACACGGAGAAUGCCACGCGAAUGCAAGGGCUGUUCUUGGAGGUCGACGACAACGACGACAAUAAUAGCACCCUCGCGGACAAAAGGCUGGACGCGUUGCUGCUUACGUCCACGCAUACCACAGCCUUUGGUGUCUCUUUUGGACUGCAAGAACUGGCUGGAAAGUCCAUCCUCGAGCACAGUUUGUCCCAACUCCUUCUCGCAGGGAUCGAGCGUGUCGUGGUGGCGGUCGCUGCCGGCAGCGACACCCAGUUGCAUUUGAAGCAAUCUUCGCUGUUUCUUCGCAUGCACAUUGUGUUCCUCGAAGUCGUCCCAACUGUACUCGAGUCAGUUCCUGAAACGGUGCUGGCGGCGCGGCAUUUGUUUGCUAGCCCCUUUCUUAUUCACGCGGCAGAUCGCGUCGUCGACCAGGCGUUGAUGAAAAAAUUCGACGCUUUCCACCGAACCCACAACCGCGUGAGUCUCCUCGUCGAGUCUGACCGAGCAGUGUCGGCCCGCAUGUCGCCUUCGACGAUGCGCAUCAAGUUCACUACGUCGAGCGCUGGUUCGCCAUCGAAGCUACAAGUCGGGCGCUACAUCGCUGACUACAACGGCGUCGAUAUUGGGCUGUACAUCGUGUCGCCCAAGGUUUUUAUGGUCCUGGACAGCAUUCUCCAGGGAGUUGGGACCUUGUCCCUUGCUGAAGCGCUCGCGUUUGGUUUCCAACGAGUCCACGCCAUGGCGACUCAAGCAAACUCGACCGAUCUCUGGUUUGGUGUUGACACCCAAGAUCAAAUGGUCCAUUCCAUCGAGCACGACCUGGUGCACCGUCUGUCGACUUUGCCACCGCCCACACCGGUUUCUACUGCGCCAAUUCUAGUUAAGCGACGAGCUAGCGUCGUUUUGGCUGUCGAAGCUAAAGGAGAGUCGGCGCUGCCCCACACGAACAUCGACAUGCGGAGACCGUCGAGUCGACAGUCCGACACCAUCGAACCGUUCCAAGGGUUCGUCGUGGAUGUCCCACAGCUCCAACUGCCUCAAGCGACUCCCAUCCCCCCCUACAUGCAACCUUUGGUGACUCGAGAUGCUGCAACCAGGCAUUGCGUCAUCGCCAACGAGAUAUCGAUUGCUCGAGGCGGGUCGGCGGCUGGCGACGAGUACAGGGUGGCGAUUCCCAUUUCUGCCGAGUCGGCGCAUCCAACCGCGCCGCUUUUGCGCCGUCUCAGCCCUCGCAAGAGCGCGUUCUUGGUACGCCAGGACAACGGGCCAAACCCAUCGUUCCUGUUGGCUGUACCUGACGGUCUCAGCGAUGACGACGACGGGACCAAGCUCCUUGCCAACCAUCCAAUUCGAAAUACCCUCCGACGGCUGUCAGCAUUGCCGUCUGACGUGAAGGAAGUGGCACUCGAAGCGGCGGUGGUCGGAGGCAUGAUCGACUUGCAAUUGACCGUGCGUAAACAAGUGCCCCCCAUCGGUUAUGCCAUCUUGAGUGGCGCGUUGUUGAGUGUUUCGUCCCAAGGUGCGGCACUGCAAGCGCUGGACACCGUGUCGCCACUCAUCAAGAUGGUGUGGAGGUACUUUGGGUCGUCCGUUCUGUUUGGAGGCCUCGCUUGGUUCAACUACAUGGACAACGGCCUGCCGCCGGCGCUGUCGUGGACCACUGUUCGAGACACAAUGCUGUGCUCAAUUGCGUACGUCGUGUUCUCUGCGACGUUCAUAUGGGCUCUGGACCACACGUCAGUCGGCCAUGCGUACAUCUUUAGCAACAGCCACUCGAUCCUGCUCGUUGUCGGCAAGUGCAUGUUUGGACACCCCGUGGCAGCACUGGAAGCUGCUGGGGCUCUGCUUGGGAUUGCAGGCGGCGUGAUAACAAGUGUCGACCAUGGAACCAAGACGUCAACAGCCAGUCCCACGACGCAGCAUCCACCAACUCUGGAAGGGGAUGUGGUCGCGUUUGUCGGUGCCAUUGGCGGCGUGGCCUACUUGAUAUUGGCAAAGCGGCUCAAGGAGGUUCUUGGGGUGUGGCUCUUUUGUUUUGGCCUGUUUACCCUCACGUGGAUCCUCUUGAUACCAUUGCUCUGGGCGAUGCACGUGGACAUGACGUGGAAUGCAGACCCUGUCGUGGGGUUCCUUGGAUGGACGCAUCACGUUGGCACGGAAGUGUUGCUCGUUGUUGUUGUGAGUGCUUUCGGAACGAUGGGGUUCAUCACGUCCAUGAAGUACUUCCCCCCGCUCGUCGUGUCUGUCACGAUGUUACUGGAGCCGAUUGUUGCGACCGUGGUGUGCAUUGCGUUUGGGAUGGCAACAACUCCUGGGUGGUGGACGUUUGUGGGUGGGUCCGCCGUUCUUCUCGGGACCCUUCUCGUCAUCAUUAGCACGUCUAGCACAACAGAAGUCUCCAACGUGUCGGACGCCAUGGUCGUCCAAGCCCAAGAUGUUGACGGCAGGUCCGCGCCAUCGCUUCAACAGUAUGGCACGUGCUCAAGUUGACAUCGGCAAGUUUCUUUGCACGUCAGGUGUAUUUCAGCCAAUGAAAUUCAUUGAAAUUCAC